Molecule: messenger RNA, 2394 nt
Organism: Cyprinus carpio (common carp)
Lineage: Eukaryota; Metazoa; Chordata; Actinopteri; Cypriniformes; Cyprinidae
Product: F-actin-monooxygenase mical1-like
Exons: 12
Coding region: 667-2394 (575 amino acids)
Source: RefSeq, a predicted model, not a curated record
UUCAGAACCUCUAUUGUAAGAGAAGCAGGCUGAUGAAUGUCUUAUCACACAUAAUUGCAUCAUCAUCACCACCUGAAAUCAGGUCUGCUGUCUCUUUAAGACCCCUUCCCAGCAUGCAUUGCUGUGAAUGGGCAGUUUUCUGCUGUAGUCUGUAGUCUGACAGCAGCGGCUGCGGCAGCAAAUGCACUCAGCUGAGGAGAAACUGCAUCUUAUGGGCGAUUGGGUGGGAGUGGAUCUCAGUCCAGCCUCGACACGCACCGCUCUGAGACGCCAUCUGCAGAAGACGAGUCGCAGCCGUUCGAGGGGCUUUUGGGAGCAGGAUUGAGCGUUUAGUUGUUGGAUGCUGUGUUUGGGAGGGGAUCUCACACAGAUGUGCUCCAGGUUGAGCUGUCACUCACACAGGCUGUGGAUGUGUGUAUUCUGGGGAAGGGGGUGGGAUCCAAUACAGCUCAUCUCUAACACGCCACUGCAAACCGCAUAUUGAAUGUGACGACUCGUAUUUGUUCCAGUUUAAAGGAGCGCUCCAACAGCCUCUUGCCCAACAACAAGACCUUCUCACUGUCCAGAACCUGCUCGGCCGUCUUCUUCCUCAACACGCUCAAGCGCAACUCUAUCCAAAGACACAAGGACCGACUGGCAUCAGAGAAAAUACCAAGACAGCAAAAGAUGAAGGAAAAAGAGGAGGAGAAGAAUGCGAAAGAGGAAAAACCUGCGGCGCCUGUAGUGCCUGUGGUGCCUGUGGUGCCCAUGGCCUCAUCAGAGGCAGGCAGCAGUGAGCUCUGUUAUUUCUGCAACAAGCAUCUAUACGUGGUGGAGAGAGGAAGCGCUGAGGGCAAGUUCUUCCAUCGCAGUUGUUUCAAUUGUUAUCAGUGCGGCUCCACUCUACGGCAGGGCGGAUACACUUUCCUCUCUGACACAGGGAGAUUCUACUGUGAGCUGCACUCAGCGGCUGAGGAAGAGGAGGGUGAUGAAGGUCACAGAGGCUCACAGCAUCAAAUCGAAGAUGGCCUUAAUGAGGAGGAUGGUAAGGAGAAAAAUGGUGAAACAGUGAAGAUUUCAUCCCCACCUCCACCGGUCUCUGUAAGACGGAAGGGCUCGUACAAGAUCUCCGUUGACCCUGACUUUGAAGAAUCGACUGAGUGUCUCACUCCCACAGAGCAAGAAGACCAACUGCCAUCUAGCUCUGACGAAGCAAACAAACCCCCAGAGCUCAGUCCAGAGAGCACAGGCAUCAAGAACCAACAAAAUAACAGCAGUCCGUCCGUUCCAGUGCCGGCCCCUCGACAGUCCAGAGCUCCGCUCCCAAAACCUCGCACUGUCCAUAACGUGGUGCCUCAACUUUCAAAUACCCCUGAAGAACCAGAGCAGAACCAAGAGGAAACUCCGGAAUCCAAACCUUCACUGCGUAAACUUCAGCUGAGCCAAGAGGAGAAGGCCGACCUGCUCAGCCAGGAUUCAGACUCGGAGACGCCCGCCUCGUCUUCUGCCACCUCCACCUCCUCUUCCUCCAAGCAGCAAGAAGGAGGCGAGGAGGAGGGCUAUUGGAGCGGAGGUACCGCGACCGGGAUGAGCUUGCGGGACCAGCGCAACCGGCGCUGCAUGAGAAGGAAGAGCGAACCACAACCUUCUGCACACUCGCAACACGGAAAGAUGCGCUCCAAGUUUUCCCCAUGGAAUCUGUCUUCGCCUCGACUGCAUCAGCGCUUCAGCGUCCUCAAAGUCGCACCUACAGAACAAGCUCAACCAGAACAUUAUGUAUCAGAAGACGAUAAUGAAGAAGGUGUUGACGAUGACGAAGAGGAGAAUGAAGAAGAUCUUCAAGGAGAAGACCGUUAUUUGGAUUGCAAGGGGGCUGAUUUUGAGAUUUCCGAGUCAGAGAAACGCGACCUAAAGAGGAUGAAAACUCUGGAGCGCAAAGCAAAGAUGAGCGAAAUCCAGCGCUUCCACAAAGCUCAGACGAUUCAGAGACGGCUGGAUGAGAUAGAAGUGACCUUUAAAGAGCUGGAGGAGAAGGGAGUGGAGCUGGAGAGAGCUUUGAGAGGAGAGGCUGGUUCAGACCCUGAGACGAUUGAUCACUGGAUUGAACUGGUCCAGGAGAAGAACAAUCUGCUCUCAGAGGAGUCGGAUCUCAUGGUUGCGUCUCGACAGCUGGAGCUGGAAGACAAACAGAGCAUGUUAGAGCAGGAGCUACGGAGAUACAUGGAAAUGGAUGACUCUGAGAAAACCCCUGAGCAGCGAGAACAUGAGAAUCAGGUCCUGCAGGAGAUGCUGGACGUGGUGGACAUGAGGGAUUCACUGGUGGCCUUCCUGGAGAAGGAAGUCAAUGAAGAAGUCAUGAUGAGGCUGGGGAACUCAGUGCUGGGGCCAAGAGAUUCAACAGCAGCACAUACAUGA